UGAUGUGGUGCGUCCUGAGAGUCCGCAUCUUGAGGAACAGAGGAACGAGCUGAUUGUGCGCAUCAACGCUGACCACAGCCAGCUGAAAGAUAUUGAAGACCGCAUUCUUAAGCUUCUCUUUACCUCGAAGGGGAAUAUACUUGACAACGAGGCGCUAGUUCAGACUCUCCAGGAGUCAAAGGUGACUUCAGAGGCCAUAAAGCACCAUCUGGAAGAGGCAGAAGCAACUGAGCUGAUGAUAAACUCUGCGAGGGAGCGCUACAGGCCUGUGGCCACUCGAGGAUCUGUUUUGUAAUUUGUCAUUGCCGGUCUGUCGGAGAUCGAUCGUAUGUACCAGUUCUCACUCAAGUACUCUAAACAGCUCUUUAAUUCCACCAUCGAGACAUCAGAGCAGAGUACUGUGCUAGAAGAGCGCCUUCAGACCCUCCUGAAUCAAAUCUUGCUAAACUCCUACAUUAAUGUGUCACGUGGACUCUUCGAGCAACACAAGCUUAUCUACAGCUUUAUGUUGUGCGUAGAAAUCAUGAGGCAGCGUGGCGAGAUCUCUGAUGGGGAAUGGUGGCGCUUCCUAAAAGGCGCUUCUUCACUGAUAAAGGGACCAAGGAGCAGACGGCAGACCUCAUUCGACUCCGCCGUGACAAUGAGCACCUGUUCACGGGUGCGAAACACUCAGCCGCAGUGGGUUGGAGGAGUGCAAGUAUCCAGCGACGGGCGAGGGUGCAAGUGGGAAGCCCACUGCCGCAACAUGGCCAUGGAUGAGGUGCUAGGACAGAAGCCCUCCACCAGGCCACCUGUCCUAAUCUCCUCCAUCCAGGAGGAUGCACCAGGACCCAGUGCAGCAGUGGGCAACCCACUCCCACACCAGGAGGGACAGGAGGAUGAGGACCCGCCUGAGGCACGGGUGGUGAAAAGGAGGAGGGACUGGGAGGAUGAGCUCAUUGCCCUAAUAAAGGAGGACAUGGCCCAGCAACGGCAAAUGGAGGAACAAGUGAGAGAGCCCGCCGAUGGAGGACGAGUCCUCAUUCCUGCAGAAUCGAAGGAGGAUCCUGAGUGCCUCAAAAAGAAAUUCAGAGAAAUGUCCAGCCCACAAACCAACGUCAUGAUGGAAAGACACAAGUUCAACACGUGGAAUCAGAGGACGAGACUGUUGAAUCCUAUUUGUUCGCCCAGCACAUCGCACCCUUUGGCCAUGAAAGACAGGGUCAAGGCAGAGCUGGUCAGGAUGGAGAAAUUAGGCGUCAUUACUCCCGUCUCAGAGCCGACAGACUGGGUGUCUUCUAUGGUAGCCACCAACAAGAAGGGCAAAGAUGAAAUCAGGAUAUGCAUAAAUCCUCGAGAUUUAAACACUGCUCUGAAAAGACCACACCAUCCCAUGCGCACAGUAGAAGAAGUGGCUGCAAUAAUGUCAAAUGCUACUGUGUUCUCUGUUUUGGAUGCUAAGAACUCUUUUUGGCAGGUGUCAUUGGAUCAGACAUCAUCCAUGCUAGCCACCUUCAGCACUUGCUUUGGUCGUUACAGGUUCCUCAGAAUGCCUUUUGGUCUUAACGCUGCUAGCGAGGUGUUUCAGCGAGCCAUGGAGCAGAUAUUCGCUGGAUAUCCAUGUGCCAUCAUUGUUGAUGAUAUACUCAUCGGCGGAAGAACCAUGAAAGAACAUGACAACAACCUGAGAAAAGCCCUUGAUCGUGCCAGAGAAGUAAACCUGCGACUAAACCCAUUAAAGUGCAAAUUCCGGCUGAAUCAGGUCAGUUAUGUCGGACACAUUUUCACAAGCGAGGGGCUUAAAGCAGACCCUUCCAAAACAGCCGCAAUCAAAGAGAUGCCAGUUCCAACAGAUGUCCAAGCCCCGCAGAGGUUCCUGGGGAUGGUCAAUUAUCUUGGAAAAUUCAUUCCAAACUUCAGCCAUCUGUCAGCUCCUCUGCGACAGCUCACACACAAGGACAGCGAGUGGAUGUGGGACACACAGCAUCAGACUGCGUUCGAAGCACUUAAAGAGCACAUGUCUAAUCCACCUGUUCUGUCAUAUUAUGAUGUCAGCAAACCUGUGACACUAACGUGCGAUGCAUCACAGUAUGGUCUUGGUGCAGCUUGCUUACAGGAAGGGCGACCUGUGGCAUAUGCUUCACGUGCUCUGACAGACACUGAAACCAGAUAUGCUCAGAUAGAAAAGGAGCUGCUGGCUGUUGUUUUCACAAAGUUUCAUGACUACAUUUAUGGCAAGCCUGUGGUCGUAGAAACAGACCAUCAGCCACUGGUCACCAUACUAAAGAAACCUAUUCACGCUGCACCAGCCAGAUUACAGAGGAUGUUGUUAAGGCUCCAAAAAUACAACAUCACCCUCACAUAUAAAUGUGGAAAACACAUGUAUCUGGCUGACACACUGUCUUGUGCUCCCGACAGCUCCACUUUCCAGCAGCCUGAAGAAGAGGACAACUUUGAUGUCAUGACGGUGAGCUGCAUCUCUUUUUCACGCCUGGAGGAACUUAAAGGACACACAGCUGAGGAUGAGACACUGCAAGCGCUCAGCUUGUUCAUCAAACAUGGUUGGCCACAACAACUCCACAACCUUCCCACGGCGGUUCAUCCAUAUUUUCCUUUCAGGGAUGAGCUGAUUGUGGAUGAUGGCAUCAUUCUUAAAGGUUCCAAAGCCGUGAUCCCAAAAUCCCUGCAAGGAGACUACAUCACCAUCAUGCACAGAAUGCGACGAGCCUUCACAGAGAUCACCAGCAGUUUCUUUGAACACCGCAUUUUGGGACGCCAGUGGAGGAAGAUUGUCUUUGGAAUCUGCUUUUUCCAUGCAAUCAUCCAGGAGCGGAAGAAGUUUGGUCCCCUGGGCUGGAACAUCCGCUACGAAUUCAAUGACAGUGACAGAGAAUGUGCUCUGCUCAACCUCAACCUGUACUGCAAAGAUGGCACCAUCCCUUGGGAUGCUCUGGUCUACAUCACUGGUAGGAAGCAAAUAUCAACAGAAAUCCGCAGGUUGCCGACCCUCAAAGGCUUUUUUUCUCCAGAAGCUCUGCAGCCUGGCUACACCUACUCCCCCUCAGGUGUUUACUACGCUCCAGAGUCAGAUGAACUUGAACAAUAUAAGAAGUAUAUUGAGAAUCUUCCAAUCAUUGAUGAUCCUGAGAUCUUUGGUAUGCAUGAGAAUGCCAACUUGGCUUUUCAGCGUCAAGAAACUAUAACUCUGAUCAAUACCAUACUGGAUGUUAAUCCUCGUUCUUCAGCACAACAUGGAGCUAAGAGUAACGAUGACAGAGUCUUUGCCCGGUACGCUGACCCCACAUGGAUUCACCUUGCAGAGCGACUGGACAUGGAAGAAGCAACUGACACACUGUUUAUCAAAGACACCAAUGGGCACCUGAACUCCCUCACAACUGUUUUGGGCCAAGAAGCAGACCGAUUCAACAACUUGCUUAAAGUUCUCAGGAUGUCUCUUAUCACUCUGCAAAAGGCAAUAGCAGGUCUCGUUGUGAUGUCAGAGGAAAUGGACCGAAUCGACACAAGCUUUCUGAACAACCAGGUUCCCGCCCACUGGGCGAACUCUGCCUACCCUUCCCUCAAACCGCUGUCUUCUUGGGUCAGAGACUUGACUCUCAGGACUUCCUUUAUCCAGACUUGGAUCACACGUGGUCAGCCCAAAUCACUUUGGAUCUCCGGGUUCUUCUUCCCUCAAGGCUUUCUUACUGGAGUGUUGCAGAAUCAUGCCCGGCGUUACAGUCUGCCUAUUGAGGAGCUUAAUUUCCGCUUCAGCGUGGUGCCGGCGUACAGGGAUGAGGAAGCAGUCUGUGAGGCUCUACGCACUCUUCCCAUUGGUGCAAAACUGAACAUGGAUGAGGAGUUACCUGAGCCACAGGACGGUGUACUUGUUCACGGCAUGUUCAUGGAUGCCUGUCGCUGGGAUGAUGUCGGCAUGGUGAUUGAUGAUGCGCUGCCUCGGGUUAUGAACGCCAUGCUGCCGGUGGUGCACUUUGAGCCACAGCAGAACUACAUCCCAGAGCCCGACCUCUACCACGCUCCUCUGUACAAGACCUCAGCCAGAGCUGGCACUCUGUCCACCACAGGUCACUCAACUAAUUUUGUGGUGACAGUAAUGCUUCCCUCCCAGCGACACAGCGACUACUGGAUAUCCAAAGCCUCCGCACUCCUGUGCCAGUUGGAUGAUUAA
Pundamilia nyererei is the source of this 4165-nucleotide messenger RNA. RefSeq names its product dynein heavy chain 6, axonemal-like. The transcript is spliced from 17 exons. The record is from RefSeq and is a predicted model, not a curated record. Gene Ontology annotation, biological process: microtubule-based movement. The annotation marks the transcript as partial. NCBI's taxonomy places the organism in Eukaryota, Metazoa, Chordata, Actinopteri, Cichliformes, Cichlidae. Gene Ontology annotation, cellular component: dynein complex. Gene Ontology annotation, molecular function: dynein light intermediate chain binding; dynein intermediate chain binding.